AUGCCCCUUUUUUCGAAUCGGGGCCGGGAAUUGCCUGAGGCCAUUCUUCCAAUCCAGAAGGCCAAAGAGGCCAAGAUUGCCAUGCAACAACGCAUUGCAGACUCGCUUAGUACCAAAGACAACAAGUUGAAGAACAGCGAUGUGUUAUUAUAUCCCACCGGCAUGUCGGAUAUUAGCCAUAUCCAUGAUAUUAUCAGCCUUUACACUACAGCGAGAAAGAGGACCGUUGCGAUCUUCGGCAAGAUCCACGGGUACGAGUGUAAACUCUAUGACGCUACACACUCCGACUUGGAAACUCUUGAAGAAGACUUGGCCUCAGGUCUGCAGCUAUGGGCCCUCUUUACAGAGUUCCCUGGCAACCCACUCCUUGGCUCUGUCGAUCUAGAGCGAAUAGAAAGGAUAUACGACGAAUACGACUUCUUGUUCGUGGUUGAUGACACAGUCGGUACAUCGGUAAACGUCGACGUUAUCUCACAUUGCGAUAUUGUAUGCACAGGCUUGACAAAGAUGUUUAGUGGGAGAUGCAACGCCAUGGGAGGAAGCGUGGCCCUGAAACCAAACGGCGGAGCCCCGCAGACAGAUUUCGAAGAGCGAGUUAUCAAAGCCAGUCAAAAUGCACAACACAUCGCAGAUAUACUUCGCAAGCACAGUUCGGUUGGGCAAGUCUAUUAUCCCAAGGGAAGCCCGACACAACAACUUCACGAGAAAUACAAACGUCCAGGAAAGGGGUAUGGAUAUCUGCUGUCUAUUCGUUUCAAGACUCCAGCAGCUGCCAUCGCGUUCCACGACGCUCUUGAUGUGGCAAAAGGGCCAAGUUUGGGGACCAAUUUCACUCUAGGUUGUGCAUAUACGCUCUUCGCGCAUUACGACGAGCUUGAAUGGGCUGAGGAGUAUGGUAUUGUUAAGCAUUUGGUACGAAUCAGUGUGGGGAUCGAAAAUGAGAGAUUCUUGGACGAGGUUAUCAAGACAGCUCUGGAUGCAGCUGAACGAGCGACUUUACAGGUCGUAGUAUAUGUCUCCUCCUGUGUGACCCUUAGCCUCGCCUAUGUACGACUCAUCCGAGAUGACCCCAAUGACAAACACAAAUUCCUCGCCGGCAGCUCCCUCGACAUAAGUACAAGACUCGAACUCUCCAUCUACGUCUUUCCCCGAGGUCUCAACCGCUCCGGCGGCGUGACAGGCUAUAAUCCUGUCGCCCACAACUGGAAAUCCAUCUUCGGUUCCACCACGACCUCUUAUUUAACAGAGUAUUGA
Messenger RNA from Fusarium oxysporum Fo47, 1254 nucleotides. RefSeq names its product pyridoxal phosphate-dependent transferase. NCBI's taxonomy places the organism in Eukaryota, Fungi, Ascomycota, Sordariomycetes, Hypocreales, Nectriaceae. Gene Ontology annotation, biological process: transsulfuration. Gene Ontology annotation, molecular function: pyridoxal phosphate binding; cystathionine gamma-synthase activity. Bases 1 to 1254 code for a protein of 417 amino acids. The record is from RefSeq and is a predicted model, not a curated record. The transcript has 5 exons.